Messenger RNA from Triplophysa rosa, 4916 nucleotides. RefSeq names its product ring finger protein 19A, RBR E3 ubiquitin protein ligase (gene rnf19a). The transcript has 10 exons. Gene Ontology annotation, cellular component: cytoplasm; ubiquitin ligase complex. Bases 141 to 2882 code for a protein of 913 amino acids. NCBI's taxonomy places the organism in Eukaryota, Metazoa, Chordata, Actinopteri, Cypriniformes, Nemacheilidae. Gene Ontology annotation, biological process: ubiquitin-dependent protein catabolic process; positive regulation of proteasomal ubiquitin-dependent protein catabolic process; protein polyubiquitination. Gene Ontology annotation, molecular function: zinc ion binding; ubiquitin protein ligase activity; ubiquitin conjugating enzyme binding. The record is from RefSeq and is a predicted model, not a curated record.
GACGGAUGCCAGUGAGUCAGAGCAAGCGAGCGGACGACGGGGCACAGGACGGCCCGACUUCAACCCGACAAAACAACUCCAUAAAGUAACCUUCUUCUAUUCAACACUCGGAGUUUUUUUGCCUUCAUUUGUUACCUGGAAUGAAAUGCCUUUACGUUGAUGACUUGAAAGAUCAGGUUGAGACCCAGCCUGGUGACUCCAAACUGACACGUGUGUCCCAGCUUGAACUGCCCGGCUCAAGGGAGCAGCUCGCGGAGAGUUCACCACCAUGUCUUAAUACCUCACGCUCCCCUCUGAAAACCCUGUCCCCCCUUCCCUCUCUCUCCCCUCCCUCCCCCUCCUCCUCCUCCUCCCCUGCCCUCCCUGUAGAAACUUCCAAGUCUUUUGGAAACCACAGUGCCUCCUUUGGAGAAAUGAGUCUGCAGCAGCAGGGGUCCGAGAGGGACCUUCCCUCUGCUGCUUCCUCAGUCAGUCUACCCUCUGUACGGAAGACGCCGAAAAAGCGCCGCAUCUCUUUGCGGUCGUUAUUCCGUCGUCGCUGUGGGGAUUCCAAAUCCCGCAAGUCCCGGGCGUUACCUACAGGAGUGGACUGCAUUGCCAGCGUCGAGAGCGUGCACUCAGAAAUGUGCCAGCAGCAGGACCACGCCUCCGCUCUUUCUGUACCAAGUGCGACCUACGCAUCAUCUUCAUCGUCCUCAGCCUCCACCUCGGAGCUGCUGGAGUGCCCGUUGUGCCUGCUGCGCCACACGCGAGACCGUUUCCCUGACAUCAUGACGUGCCACCACCGCUCAUGCGCCGACUGCCUUUGUCAGUACCUGCGCAUCGAGAUAUCUGAGAGCAGGGUGAACAUCAGCUGUCCUGAGUGCUCUGAACGCUUCAACCCUCACGACAUCCGUAUGAUACUCAAUGACCGGGCGCUCAUGGAGAAGUACGAAGAAUUCAUGCUGCGCCGCUGGCUAGUGGCGGACCCUGACUGCCGCUGGUGCCCUGCUCCAGACUGCGGGUAUGCAGUCAUUGCCUUCGGUUGUGCCAGCUGUCCGAAGAUCACAUGUGGUCGUGAGGGCUGUGGAACGGAGUUCUGUUACCACUGCAAACAGCUAUGGCACCCCAACCAGACCUGUGAUGCCGCCCGACAGCAGAGAGCCCAGAGCCUCCGUCUGAGACCAUUCAGAUCAUCUUCACUCAGCUACAGCCAGGAGAGCGGUGCUGCUGCCGAUGACAUAAAGCCAUGUCCCCGCUGUGCGGCCUACAUCAUUAAGAUGAACGAUGGAAGCUGUAAUCACAUGACCUGCGCUGUGUGUGGCUGUGAGUUCUGCUGGCUGUGUAUGAAGGAGAUCUCUGACCUGCACUACUUAAGUCCUUCAGGGUGCACAUUCUGGGGUAAGAAGCCCUGGAGCAGGAAGAAGAAGAUUCUGUGGCAGUUGGGCACACUGGUGGGCGCCCCGGUUGGCAUUGCACUGAUUGCUGGCAUUGCCAUACCUGCAAUGAUCAUUGGGAUUCCUGUGUAUGUGGGUAGAAAGAUUCAUAAUCGUUAUGAAGGUAAGGACAUUUCCAAGCACAAGAGGAAUCUGGUGAUAGCAGGCGGGGUGACGUUGUCAGUGAUUGUGUCUCCAGUGGUUGCUGCAGUCACUGUCGGGAUUGGAGUGCCCAUCAUGUUGGCUUAUGUCUAUGGUGUGGUGCCCAUCUCUCUGUGCCGCAGCGGCGGUUGCGGCGUGUCUGCUGGGAAUGGGAAAGGUGUUCGGAUAGAGUUUGAUGACGAAAACGACAUGAACGUGGGCACUGGAGCAGCUGUGACUGACACCACUUCAGUAGCAGAGACUAGGCAUAACCCCAGCAUCGGUGAGGGCAGCGUAGGUGGUCUGACGGGCAGCCUGAGUGCUAGUGGGAGCCACAUGGAACGGAUCGGAGCAAUGAGAGAUAAUCUGAGCGAGAAUGCCAGCACUAUGGCUCUUGCCGGGGCCAGCAUCACUGGCAGUUUGUCGGGAAGUGCCAUGGUCAACUGCUUCAACAGGUUGGAGGUUCAAGCUGAUGUGCAGAAGGAGCGCUGCAGUUUGAGUGGCGAGUCUGGCACCGUCAGUCUGGGGACAAUCAGCGAUAACGCUAGUACCAAAGCAAUGGCUGGAUCCAUUCUCAACGCCUAUUUGCCUCUGGACAGAGAUGGGAACAGUAUGGAGGUGCAGGUGGAUGUGGAAUCUAAAGGAGGGAAGCUCAGGCACCACAGCGGCAGCAGCAGUAUGGAUGACGGCAGUAGCGGGGGGCACAGGGCCAGCAUUUGCCCCUCUGGCUGCCCCCACGACAGCAAGUGCACUUCUUCCCGCUGGGCCAAGGAGCCUUCCUCAACCUCUUCCUCAUCAUCUGGAAAGAAGAGCAAAGGCAAGCUGCGCAAGAAGAGCGGUAGCAUCAAGAUCAACGAGACUCGCGAGGACAUGGACGCCCAGCUGCUGGAGCAGCGCAGCACCAACUCCAGCGAGUUGGAUUCACCUUCUCUAAGCGGCAGCCUGCCCUCUGUGGCCGACUCUCAUUCAAGCCACUUUUCCGAGUUCAGCUGUUCUGACAUGGAGGCCUGCAGACCCCCCUGCUAUGAGCCUCACGUUAGACAUCCCAUCACGGGAGGAGCUGUCAGCCCCCUCCCCGAGGUGGAGCACGACAGACUGGAGAAUUGCCCCGUCUCUGGGAACUUCCCUCAGGCUGCGGUAGCCCCUCUUACCCCAGAUGUAGCGGCAGAACGCCCCCUGUGCUACAUCGUAGAGGAAAACAUGAGUUUAAUCUGUGCGGCAAACCUGGACACUGGCACGAGCCAGAGCUCACCAAAAGAACGUAAUAACAACCUCCCUCAGCUGGCUAGCCCUGUGCGUAACAUCUGUAUUCAAACGGAAAUAUAACGAUGGGUUUAGUAAACCCAAAUGCUAGCUUUCAAAGCUAACCUGAGCAUCCACUCUUAUUACUUAGCGUUGCACACUGAAUUAAAGAUUAUAAAGCUUAUGCAGGUUUUGUGGAGGUUUAUUUCCUGGUCGACUGUUGAUUAAUCGAAUGUUGAACGAGUAAUGCCACGAUUUACACUGGUCAAGGGCAGGAUAGGCCCCAGGUUGGUCGAGAAAGCUCGAUGUGACGAAGGUUAUUUGUUGGAGCAAACUGUACAGGUUUGUCCGGGUUUACGGUUGGACUAAUGCUUGGAUACGGUUGAGAAAGGCAACAGAUGAAUGUAAGGCAGCAAGUGAUGCAUAGACGCUGAUGUAGCUGUUAUCACACAUGCCUCUCAGUGUUCAAGGUCGCUGUGAUCAAAAACCUCACCAGUGAGGAAUGAGCGUGGGUGAAUCUCACAAAGAACAUGUCCAGGUCGUAUUGCAUUAAAAUGUCUUGUGUUGAGAAAGUCAAGUCUGUUUCUUUUCAAUAUUGAAUUUUUUAAAAACCUUUUUUUUUACUAUAUUAUAGACAAAAUUAAAAAGUAUGUAGAAAAUCCGCUCAGGAUGCAAAUGAAUGUGCUUCAUUGUCAUGAAAAUGUCAAAAGGCUGUAGUUUUUUUAACCCAAAUCUAACUUGAUUUUUGAUGAAAUAUGACUGGGACAUGUUCUUGAUGGUUUCAAAAGGUUGACCUGUGUAUUCAGGCACCUUCACCACACAUAUACACGCAUAUACUUUCAGUUAUCCAACAUAUAGCAUUAGUUGGAGGAAUCUGCAUCUAAUCAGACAUGAGAGGGAGGGGCUAUCCAAUGCCCUUAUUGAGAUGUUCAUAGAAGGUAAACCCAUGAGGGACCAGGCGAUAGUAGAUUUCCUUUCUCAUCAGCGAUUCUUGCAAAUAAUUGCGUUUUUUAUUUACUGGGCUUCUUUCCAAAGGUAUCCUUUUUCUUGUCUAGCGUCACUGCUUAUUUUCCAUUUUUGGGAAACGUUGAUGUAUUUUAAGCCCUGUGUGGGGUGCUGGUUCAAGUUGAAAAGCAUGUGAGGUGCUGGAUGAAGCUGUUUGGACGCCCUCUGCUGGAAGGACAGGGACCUUUAACCCAACCCCCAUUUUAUUCCCAGGGGAUGCAAAUCCUGGAGAGAGUUUAUUUCCAAAAAAGUCAUCUUUGCAAACGAUCGGUAGGGUUACAUGGAUGUGAAUUGUCAGUGUUGAAACAAUGGACGUUGGUCGGUCUUAUAUUUAUGAAUCGGAAGGAUUUGCAUCCUCUGCAAAGAAGCUAACUGUCCUACUCCUUUAAUGUUAAAGGCUAUGAUGGUAAUCGCAUUCAGGUCGUUUCAAUCACCUUGCGAUUUUAAGUUAUUUUCUUUUUGUAUUUGUAUUGACUCAUGGUGCCUUUUGGAUCAUAUAAAAAAUCCUUGGUUUCUCCAGUUUGUGUCUUAUAGAAAUGUAUUGGAUGAGGCUGAACUGAAUGUUAUUAGGUGCUGUGGCAUCUGUAGAAACGUUUCACAUUGUCCCUGUGAUGCACACUAAACGGAUAGGGACUACACAACUAACCACCUACCAAAGACAGCACUCAGGCUCACUGAUGACAAGUUCCUCACCCAUGUGACCCGCACACUUCAACGGCACUCACAGUUUACAGACUCCGCCGCCUCUGAGAACUGCGAGUCUGGUUCUGUGUGUUUGCACUGUUCAGUCCUAGUCCCCGGUCGCUGCAGCCAAUUCAAGAGGUGGCUUCUGUUCGUCUGUCCGGCUGCCGUUCUGGUGCUGCUUGGUAACCUCUCGGGACUGAUCCAAUGUCACAAGCUGCUUUUUGUUUGUUCGAUUUCUUUUUUCUCCCUUAUGUUUUGAGCAUCUCUGCCCAUAUCUGUAUGAAUAUUACUUUCAGAGGCUAUGGCUGAGUGUGAUUUCUAACUUGUUCAGAACAGCUUAUCAUAUUUGUAUAUUUGCUUUAUAAUAUGCGUGUAAAUGCAUAAUGAAAAUAAAAAUAUGAAUCCAGAUGUGUGUUCUCUAAUCGGUUU